Molecule: messenger RNA, 1904 nt
Organism: Perca flavescens (yellow perch)
Lineage: Eukaryota; Metazoa; Chordata; Actinopteri; Perciformes; Percidae
Gene: cyth4b
Product: cytohesin 4b
Exons: 13
Coding region: 101-1300 (399 amino acids)
Biological process (GO): regulation of ARF protein signal transduction
Molecular function (GO): guanyl-nucleotide exchange factor activity
Source: RefSeq, a predicted model, not a curated record
GCACUAUGUGCUGUGGUAGUCUGCAUGUCUUGAUAUCUCAACUUGACUGCAUGUAACUGUUUUGGCGUUUCCAAUUUUUGCUUUUAUCUCUUGGAUAUAAAUGACGGAUUGCCAAAUGGUUUCCUCAGAUUUUACAGCAGAUGAGAAGAUGGAGAUUGAAAGCAUUAGGACGUAUAAGGAAACCCUUCUGGAUGAUAUCCAGAAGUUAAAGAUGGAGAUAGACAACGUCAUGGCAGAUAUACUCACCUUUGAGUCGUCGGAGGAAAACAGCAAGACCCUAGAGAAGAGCAAACAGUUGUCUGCAAAUGGGAAGAAGAAAUUCAACAUGGACCCCAAAAAGGGCAUCAAUUACCUGGUGGAGAAUAAGCUGCUGGAAAGAAGUGCUCAAUCCAUCGCUGACUUCCUCUACAAAGAGGAGGGACUCAACAAGACAGCCAUUGGAGAAUUCCUUGGAGAAAGGGAGGAGCUCCACCUCCAGACCCUGAAGGCCUUCGUGGAGCUGCACGAGUUCUCCGACCUCAACCUGGUCCAGGCCCUCAGACAGUUCCUGUGGAGUUUCCGUCUGCCUGGUGAAGCCCAGAAGAUCGACCGCAUGAUGGAGGCCUUUGCCACGCGCUACUGUGACUGCAACACUCAUGUCUUCCAGUCGACCGACACAUGCUACAUCCUGUCAUUUGCCAUCAUCAUGCUCAACACCAGCCUCCACAACCCCAAUGUGAAGGACAAGACCACUCUGGAGCGUUUCUUCUCCAUGAACAGAGGCAUCAACAACGGGGAGGAUCUACCUGAAGACUUGCUUUCGAAACUGUACGAGAGCAUUCGCAACGAGCCUUUUAAAAUCCCAGAGGAUGAUGGGAAUGAUCUGACUCACACGUUCUUCAACCCUGACAGAGAAGGCUGGCUCCUUAAACUUGGAGGUCGAGUGAAGACGUGGAAGAGGCGAUGGUUCAUCCUGACUGACAACUGCCUCUACUACUUUGAGUUCACCACUGAUAAAGAGCCCAGAGGCAUCAUCCCUCUAGAGAACCUUUGUGUGAAAGAAGUGCCAUAUCCUCGCAAACCGUACUGUCUGGAGCUGUACAACCCCAACAGUCGAGGGCAGAAGAUCAAAGCGUGUAAAACAGAGACAGACGGCAGAGUGGUGGAGGGGAAGCACCAGUCCUACACCAUCUGUGCUCCCAGCGCCGAGGAGAGAGACUCCUGGAUCGAAGCCAUCAGAGCGAGUAUUACCAAGGAUCCGUUCUACGACCUGGUCUCAGUCCGUAAGAAGAAGGUGAUAAACCAAGCUCCUCAGGACUGAGCUCUCCAGUGCUCCCCAUGGACGUUUAUAGUACUGCCCCACAGUGGGAUUCAGCCUCCCUUUAAGUUGUGUUAAACACCGCGCAACAUGACUGAGCGAGGACAACGGAAGCUAGACACUGACAGUGGUCGUUUAGGCUAUAGGAGGGACUUCUCUUUCCACUUCUCUUUUUACAGACUAAACUAAACAAUGUCAAAGGGUGAAAACGAGCCACAAAGAAUGAGUGGAUAUAUCUUGUGCCAUAAGAAGCGGAUUUUUGGUUGCCUGCUCCACAAGAUUUAGUUUCUUGGAUUAGGAAGAUAAAUUAAGCAAGUGAUGUCCCGGGAGGUCUACUGUCUUCAUGCCCUCUCAACUUCUGUCCAGUGGAUCAAUAUUUCCUGCAUGAAAAGAGUUCUACAUAAUAUGCUACUGUUCCGGUUAUGUGUCAUUAGAGGAGUGUUGCUAAUGCUUCAUUUUGUAAAUACAGAUAUUUUUUCAAGCAUUUAGAAUUCAUUUUUUGUUUCUUGUUGGAAAGUUUCUCGUACUUUAUAGUGACAUAGAAUCUGCCUUAAAAUGCAGAAAACUCGUUCUAAUCAGACCAAUGAUUUCACUUACUACACUUAUA